This is a messenger RNA of Notechis scutatus (mainland tiger snake), 2428 nucleotides long. It is a transcript of the gene AIFM2, whose product is annotated as AIF family member 2, ferroptosis suppressor. Gene Ontology annotation, molecular function: electron-transferring-flavoprotein dehydrogenase activity; flavin adenine dinucleotide binding. NCBI's taxonomy places the organism in Eukaryota, Metazoa, Chordata, Lepidosauria, Squamata, Elapidae. Gene Ontology annotation, cellular component: mitochondrion; cytoplasm. Gene Ontology annotation, biological process: positive regulation of apoptotic process; apoptotic mitochondrial changes. The record is from RefSeq and is a predicted model, not a curated record.
AUGGGGUCGAAGGUCUCUGUGGAUGAUUCUGUCCGCGUGGUCAUAGUUGGAGGCGGCUUCGGAGGAAUGGAAGCUGCCCGCCUCCUGCAGGAUUGGGGGAUCCCUUUCAUCCUGGUGGACAUGAGAGAUUCCUUCCAUCACAAUGUGGCUGCUCUGCGGGCUUCUGUACAGAGUGGAUUUGCAAAAAAAACCUUUAUCUCCUUCUCUGAGACCUUCAAAGACAGUUUCCAGCAGGGCAAAGUAGUUGAGAUUGAUUUGGAGAAACACCAGGUCCUACUGAACGAUGGUAAAGUGCUUUCAUUUUCUCAUCUGAUCCUUGCCACUGGGAGUGAAGGGCCCUUUCCUGGGAAGUUUAAUGAACUUAUUAAUAUGGAGAUGGCUAUUCAGGCUUAUGAGAACAUAGUGAAAGAGGUGGAAAAAGCUGAGCGGGUGGUAAUCGUAGGUGGCGGUUCUGCUGGGGUUGAAAUGGCUGCAGAAGUUAAGACAACAUAUCCUAACAAAGAGGUCACACUUGUUCAUUCAAAAAUGGCACUGGCAGAUGGUGGACUUCUUCCUAGAGUCAGGGAGGCGGUGAAGGAGACCCUUACACAGCAGGGAGUCCAUCUCUUGUUGGGUCAGAAAGUUUCUAAUCUCCAUAUGCUGUCUUUAAACCAAUUCAAAGAGAACAUGAUGGUGAAGACUGAUAAAGGUACAGAGGUUGCUGCUGAUCUGGUCAUUCUGUGCACUGGAAUAAAAAUAAACUCUUCAGCAUAUAGCAGCGCAUUCAGAGACCAGCUGGCAAAUAAUGGUGCUUUGAAAGUGAAUGACUACCUUCAGGUUGUGGGAUAUGACAAUAUCUAUGCCAUUGGUGACUGCUCAGAUGUGAAAGAACCAAAGAUGGCAUAUCAUGCUCAGCUCCAUGCAAACGUUGUGGUGACUAAUAUUAUCAACAGCCUGACUGAGAAGCCUCUGAAAAUCUAUAAACCAGGAUCGCUUACCUUCCUUAUCUCCCUGGGAAGUAAUGAUGGAGUGGGACAAAUAAGUGAAUACUAUGUAGGACAUCUUUUAGUGACUGUUCUCAAAAGUAAAGAUCUUUUCAUCUCAAAAAGUUGGAAGAAGAUGCAUCAGCAUAUGCCAUGCUAGGAAUGGAACUGCCAUAAACAAAAACAGAACCGAUGGUACCUGUGAUGAAUUAGUGAUGCGGAUUUUGCUUCCAUUAAAUCACAAUUACUUUUAGGAAACUAAGCUUAAAACCUAGAUUGUAGAUUUUAUCAGAUCUUGGCAGAAACUCUUUCACAUUAGAGUUUGGAGUUGGUUUGUAUGUUGUUAAUCAGCUAACAUGGAUAUGGUAAAAUUGAUCUAAAUUAAAUUUUGAAUGGAAGAAUUGAUUAUCAUGUAAGUGUAGACCACAAAACAAGGUUUAGGCUCAGAAAUUUUCAGUGCUAGAUAUAUCUACGCAGUGUACUAUGGUGUGCUAUGGUCUGUAUAAGCACUCUUAAACAUUCUUUAGCACUUUAAUUCAAAUUCUUAUGGGAAAAGAGUUAGUGAUGGGGAAAAAUACCAGUGCCCUUAAGGUUGAGAAAAAAGGAGAAAUGUAACUAGCACUUGAAUAUACUAUUAAAGGGCUCCCUGUGCUAAAUCAGUAUUCUGUAAAAUAGUAUUUAAUUGUCCUUCCUUCCUUUUCUCUCCAUCAUUUAUUCAUGUCAGAUUCUCUAAUAUUUGCUCAUAUUAGUAAAGUUGAAGAGACAGUCUUGCAGCUCCCUCUUCCUUUGGCAAAUACUAAUUGCAAUGUUGAAUUUGAGAAUAUUAACAGAACUGUCUUCUUCUUCCAAGAAACUUCUUACUUUUGAAGCCACUUUAAAUGUUUAUGGAAAUGAACAAGAAUAAUACACAAGGUUAAAGUUUUAAAAAAGCAUGAUGCUAUUUUUUUAUCAAAACAAAUAAGAUGAAAUAUUUUUUCAGCAAUUACAGGUCAUUCUGGGAUAAAACAGUAAAGCACCAAGUGAGUCAAAAUUAUCUUCUCUAUCAUGGAACAUAGACACAACAUAAAGAUUUCUAACUACCAGUGGGAAAAUAAAGGGAAGCAAACAAUCCACAUUUUUCAACUGAUGGAUGCAUUGAAUUGUUUGCUACUCUAUAAUGAGAUUAUUUUUUUUAAAAAAAGUCUAAACUAAAAUAACUUGAGACAUUAAAAUGUAGUGAAUUGGGAAAAUAAUUUCUUGGGGAAGAUACAAAAUGUAGAGGGCCUAACGCAUGAUAUAUCUGCAGCUCAAACUCUCUCAAACAAUUCCCCCCUUUCUCCCUCAAUAACAAAAGCCCUUCACCCAUCACAAAACUUCAAAGCUACUCACAUAUUCCGUCCUCACAAUAUUUUAAAAAUAAAACCCACUUCUAAUUCCCAUUCCUACUCAUAUUCAUGUUGAAAAAUAAAUUUUCAUUUGGCUUCUGU